CGCCGGUCAACCGGAGGUCCUCUACGGGUUAUAUAUACAGAGAGAGAGAGAGAGAGAGAGAGAGAGAGCAUAGUCGGAUCUGUUCUCUCUCGAAUGACGAUGCCGGUGAUACAUCGAUCUGCUCUGAGAUUACAUCUGUGGAUCUUCGUUUCUCUUCUUCUCUUCUUUAUCCGUGCUUACUCCUACUUCCCCGGCAUUGCUCCCGGAGGUUACUGGAAGAGCACUUUUGGAUAUCUAGAAGCAGUGUUUUAAAAGGAGAAGGUGACGCAUUUUAUCUUGGCAGUGCAAGGCGUAUGCUUUAAAGGCACCGAGUGGAGACCUUUUGAAGGUUAAAAUGGAUGAACUGACAUCAACAAAGACACAGAUUCUACACUCCUACUACUCACUUCCUUACUGCAAGCCAAAUAAAAUAGUUGGCAGUGCAGAAAAUUUGGUUGAAGUUCACGGCGAUCGUUUUGACACCUCUCCUUAUGUGUUUAAAAUGAGAGAACCUCAAAUGUGCAAUGUCGUAUGUCGUGUAGUACUUGAUGCAAAAACUGCAAAAGAAUUCAAGGAAAAGAUGGAUGACGAAUAUCGGGUGAAUAUGAUAUUAGAUGAUCUCCCUCUGGUUCAUCCCAUACAUUUUCCCAUACAUAGGCCGGAUCAGGAAUUGUUCAUUGCAUAUGAACAUGGUUUUCCUGUUGGUCUCAAAGCUCUGUAUGAUGGAAGCACAGAUGGGAAGUACUUCAUCUAUAACCACUUGGCAUUCACAGUGAAGUUCCACGAGGACCUACAAACUGACACUGCAAGAAUUGUUGGGUUUGAAGUUAAACCUUUCAGUGUUAAGCAUGUUUAUGAAGGAGAAUGGAGUGACAAGACCCGUUUGACCACUUGUGAUCCCCACACAAAGCAGGCUGAUGCCUACUCAGAAUCUCCUCAAGAGGUUGAAGAUAAUAAGGAAAUUAUCUUCACAUAUGACGUUGAGUUUCAAGAAAGCAAUCUGAAGUGGGCAUCUCGAUGGGAUACUUAUCUUGUGAUGGCUGAUGUUCAACAUCGCUGGUUCUCAAUUUUCAUUUCGUUUUUGAUUGUUCUUUUCCUCUCUGGCAUUGUAGCUAUGAUCAUGCUGCGGACACUGUGCCAUGAUAUCUCCAAGUACAAUCAGUUGGAGACCCAAGAAGAAGCCCAAGAAGAAACGGGAUGGAAAUUGGUUCAUGCAGAUGUUUUCAGACCACCUAGAAACUCGGAUCUCCUGUGUGUUUAUGUUGGGACAGGUGUUCAGUUUUUUGGGAUGGUACUCGCUACUAUGAUGUUUACUGUCCUUGGGUUUCUCUCCCCAUCAAAUAGAGAUGGGUCGACAAAAGCCAUGCUCAUGCUGUGGGUCUUCAUGGGCCUGUUUGCUGGAUACUCUUCUGCCCGCAUCUGCAAGAUGUUUAAAGGAAAAGAAUGGAAGAAAGUUACUCUCAAAACAGCUCUUAUGUUCCCUGGAACCAUCUUUGCUCUUUUCUCCAUCUUGAAUGCUUUGAUUUCAGGGGAGAAAUCUUCAGGCACAGUGUCAUUUGGAACCAUGUUUGCUCUGGUAGUUCUGUGGCUUGGCGCUUCAGUUCCACUUGUUUUUGUGGGUGCUUAUGUCGGGUUCAAGAAACCAGCAUUGGAGGACCCUGUAAAAACAAACAAGACUUCGAGGCCGAUACCAAAACAGCCCUGGUACAUGAACCCCGUUCUCUCCAUCCUUUUAGGGGGCAUGCUUCCAUUCGGAGCUGUAUUUAUCGAGCUCUUUUUCACCCUCACUGCAGUCUGGAUGCAUCAUGUCUAUGCCACCUUCAGUUUCCUCUUCAUCGCCUUCCUCAUCCUGAUUAUCACUUGCGCCGAGAUCACUAUUGUGCUCUGCUACUUCCAGCUUUGCAGCGAGGAUUACAAUUGGUGGUGGAGGUCCUACCUGACUUCAGGAUCAUCGGCACUGUACCUGUUCCUUUAUGCCACCUUCUACUUCCUUGUAAAGCUUCGGAUAACAAAGCCAGUGGCUUGUGUUUUGUACUUUGGUUACAUGCUGAUUGCCUCCUAUGGUUUCUUCGUGCUCACUGGUACAGUCGGCUUCUGUGCAUGUUUCUGGUUCACCAGGCUCAUCUACUCAUCUUUGAAGGUUGAUUGAGUGAUAUAUGCAACCUCAUGGUCAUGGCCCAUGGUUGCUUAUUCCUUAUCUUGAGGGUAUUUGCAUUCUUUCUGAUCAUUACAAAAGUUUUCUAUGUAUACAGGUUCUCUUCUUUAAGAUCAAGGAAUGAAAUGGAGUAAUUUUGUAAAAAUAGAUUAAAAUUUAAAAUUAUUAUUGUUAUACUAAUUUUUUUUUUUUUUUACUAGUGAAUGAUAUUUGACGACAAAUAUAAAAUUAUAAAUUCAAAAAAUAUAUAUAUUUUUUGAGGAAAGUACUUGUCGUUCUUGUUUCUGACGUAUUGUGCAAAAUUGAAUUUUAAAGACAUUACAUACAUGCAUAUGUUGACUUAUAAUUAUACUAAACCACAAAUCAUCUACUGUUUCCAAUAAAAAUCAAUAAUAAUUUACAUCUUUCUCCCUCUCUUUGUAUUAAUCUCCCUAUUUUGGCAACGCCUUCUCGUUGUUAUCGUGCUGCCAAAGGUUCGUUCUUUGGAUUGACUUACUAAUCCAUUAUACUUGAUUAAUUUUUUCAAAACUUUCUUAUCAUUAUUUUAUAUUUUUACAUAAUUUUAAUUUAUGCUUUUUUAAAUUUUCUAGUGAAAA
Molecule: messenger RNA, 2730 nt
Organism: Diospyros lotus (date-plum)
Lineage: Eukaryota; Viridiplantae; Streptophyta; Magnoliopsida; Ericales; Ebenaceae
Product: transmembrane 9 superfamily member 10-like
Exons: 8
Coding region: 335-2128 (597 amino acids)
Biological process (GO): protein localization to membrane
Cellular component (GO): membrane
Source: RefSeq, a predicted model, not a curated record